GACUCUGGUCCACCCUGUGCAUGCUGACUGUUAAUAUUCUCCCGAAACGAUGUGUCAACCACCAGAAAGAGGAUAAACACGAAGCUAAACCACGAGACAGGCCAGGCGCACCACUUAGACAAAUUGAACAUUACUGUCAUGAUGGGGGGAACGUAAACUAAGCUAGGAGGCUGACUUCUAGUGUUUUGCACUGCAGAAGACGAGGAUACAGGGGCUGAAUGGAUAACCAUGGCAACAGCAGCAGGAGAAGCGGUGAGCAGCAGCUUACAGCAGCGAUAUAACCACUGAACACAAACAAGGCAUCAUACCUCCGUAGAUCUGAAAGGCAAGGGUCGCUGUAGGUUGUGAAGCCAAAGCCUUGUGGAUAUUAGACAGUGGUGGACACUGGUUAUUGCGUGGGGAUUCGCAGCGCAUCAGUGAGCAAGGGGAUGACCUGGAAAAUAUCAUGUCUGAAGUACAGGGGACGUUGGAGUUUUCUGUAGAGCUGAACAAGUUUCACAAUGUGGAUCUCUUCCAGAGAGGAUUCUACCAGGUCCGAGCAGGGCUGAAGGUCUCUCCUCGUGUACCACACAGGUUGAUAGCGACAACACCAGGGAAUACAGGUGACUGUAGUUUCAGCUCUGCGGGGGUCCAUGAUGGGGUCCAUGAGGACACUACGGUGUUCAGUCGGAUCUUCCAGAUCCUCUACCGGAAUGAAGAGGUCAACAUCGAUGACCGCAUGCUCUUCAAGGUCCACCUAUUGCUGGAUGGGGAGAGGGUGGAAGAGGCUCUGAGUGAAGUGGACUUUCAGUUGAAGCUGGAUCUUCACUUCACAGACAACGAGCAACAGUUAGGGGACAUCGUGACAGUCCCAGUCAUCAGCAGUAGGACCCUGGGUCUCCACUUCCACCCCAGGAGAGGUCUCCACCACCAUGUACCUGUCAUGUUCGACUACUUCCACCUGUCCGUCGUCUCUGUCUCCAUACAUGCAUCCUUGGUGGCCUUGCAUCAACCACUCAUCAGUUUUGCCCAUACAGGGAAGGGUUCCUGGCUGGGAAAGGGCUCCCCAGAGAACGGUACUGACCCGUCAGCCAUGGGGGUGUCCAUGGAGAACCUGAUGUUCGGGGCUGGAUACUGCAAACCUGUCAUCACAGAGGGGAGUUUCUACGUCCCCAGUGAGAACUGUUUACAGAGAGCUCACACAUGGCAUGGUAGACUCUGUCGCCUCCUACUGGUGGUACACAGAGGCCUACGUUCCUACUACACCACGGUGAUGAAGGAGAUACCACAGCUGGACCAGGUGGACAUAGACGAGCUUCCUGUGGAAGAAACACUAAAUCUGCUCAGAACAGAAUUACAGCUGCAGGAGGGGCAUGAGAAAGUAGCAGAACAGAUCUGUAGAGACCUGACCCAACUCUGCUCCCAACUGUCGGCCCUGUGGACACGCUUCCUGGAGGCUGCCGUUCCCAACACACAUAUCCUGUCCCACCUGGCCCAGGAACACCACACACUCAGGGUCAGGCGGUUUUCAGAGGCAUACUUCUUCACAGAACACCCCAAAGAGACAUCCCUGACAUUUCAAGAGGACCUGAUCAACAGACACGGUCAGAUAGCUGUGGAGGUGCGUAGCUCCAACUACCUGACCAGGAUGCCACCGUUACCUGUAGAAUGCCUGGACAUUGACGGAGACUGGAACAGCCUGCCUAUCAUCUUCGAAGAUAGAUAUGUAGAGUCUCCACGGACAGAUUGGGGAUCAUAUAUACCAACACCUAUGUCCACCAGUGAGCAGGCCAUCCCCGACCCUCCUGUCACUGAUGCCAACAAUAGCCCUCCUCCCCUGGACCGGCUCACCAGCUCACCAGCAAUACCAACCCAGGAACCUAAAGACAGUGAGGACUGCAUGGACCUGUCUACACACGGGUCUCUCAUAGGAGAGCAGAGCACCAGCAUUAUUACUGACAAGAUAGGAGAGACAUCAGACCCAGACAAGGCAGACACAGACCAGGGAGAACCAGACCAGGGAGAGCCAGUCCAGCCAGGGGAUCCAGAGGAGCAGGCCAAGGCAGAGGAGAUAUCAGAGGAGAGCCCUGGUUUAGGCCUGAGAAUAACCAGAGUCAGGCCCACUGAUGUGGAUCCAUUCAGAGGAGAGGCAGUGCUAAUGAUCUCCUCCAACCACAAACAGUGUACGGACCCACAACAUACCUCUAACCGUGAAGACACAACUUGGAAAGACUUGGAGAACCAUCAAGACAUCAUCACACAGAGAUACCAGAACAUUAUCAGUACAGGAAUUGACUUGGAUGUAGAACAGAAUGACAUUGCUAUGGACGACGACAGCAAGUAUGUUCCUCUGAGCCGUCUAACCACUUACCCUCAGGCUCCACUCAAAGAUCAUCCCCUCACGCAUCCUCUACCUACGGACCUGAGGAGAGAGCUGGCCCACCGAGGGGUGGUGGGGGUCGGGGGCCCCAAGAUAAUGAACCGCUCCCCCUCCAUCAUCUCUGACUCAGGCAUCGAGAGUGAGCCCAGCUCGAUGGCCUGGCUCCUGGACGCUCACCGGACUGGAGGAGGGCGCCCUCUGGAGGAGAUAAUGGUACUGCAGCGCCUGGAGAGGAGACACCCAGCCCACCGCAGCUCCCUGGAGGGCCUGCAGACAGAGAGUGGAGCCAGUGGGGGCAGCCUGCCCGGCGGAAGGGGUGGCAGUAUGGGUAUCCAGGCCUCCCUCACCUCCAUCUCGUCCCUGCCCUACGAGGACGACGAGGAACAGAGGUACCAGCAACAGCUCAGUAAACUGACCAAGUCUGUCUCAGCUCCUCAGAUCUCCAGCCCUGAGGACACAGAAGAGGACCAGGGAGGAGCGGAGGCGGAGGUAGACACGGAGAGCGAGGGGACCAGCGGGUACCAGGACCAGGAGGUGGGAUGCUCCUCCAUCUCCACUGCUCCCACCCAUGUAAUGACUGGGGACUUGAUUAGACACCAGGAGUCCUUAUCCAGGGGAAACUACUCCUCUCUAGAGGACAUCCAUGAGGGAGAGCUGCCUGAGGUUGGUCUGUUUGACUGGGUAGCUGCGCCCUCACCACCCCAGCAUGUGACCAGAGCUCAUAUGGAGAGUUGUCAUGUUCUUAAAGAAACUCUUAGAUCUAAUGAAUCUGCUUUGCCAGUGGCCCUGUCAGACACUCAGGACAUGAAAGCAGUGUUAAGUGGCAUUAGUCGAGUACCGGAAGUCUUGCUGUUCCAACAGUAUGUUGAAUGCCAUGAUGAUGUGAAGGAUCCAGCUGUAGUCAGUCAGAUGGAGGAUAAGAAACAUCACAGAGGAGAUAGCCGUGGUGUCCCAAACUCAGUGGACCCAGGUCCCUGUGAAGUAGACUUCGUCCCCUGUAGCUGUGAGACAAAACCCUGUGAACAUGACAGCGUUGUGCUGGUGGAUGAUGUGGAGGAUAAUCCAGUCAGGAAUGACUGUCAGAGUCUCCAUCAGAUUGGGUUGAAUGACCUUGUUGACCAGGACCUACUGGAUCAUCAUCAUACUCCCUGCCAGAGCCUCCAUCGGGUCGGGCUGCGUGACCUAGUGGUGGUCUCACAGAGGAAGAGCCUCCAUGACCCCAGGCCUAUCCCCUCUAUCCCCAACCACACAGAGAGACCCAUCCACCUCAUAGGCCUUACUGUCAAUGAUAGGGCCAAGUCUGAUGACCUCAUAGGGCUCCCGGCCAACGAGCGAGAGCAGCUGGAUCUCAACGGUCAGACCAAGCCGGCUAAGAUUCCCAGUAGCUCGGAGUCAGGUUCAGGCUCGGGGUCAACCUCAGGAUCAGGCCUGUCCUUUAUGAACAGGAAGGUGGUGGAGGUGGUGAAUAUGUCUGUGUCCUGUGCUCCGACCUGUCUUCCCUUCUCCUCCGUCCUCCGGGACUCACCGUCCAUUAGCGGCAUCUCCACUCGACAAGCCACAUCUCCCAUUACCCAUCAGCCCAUGGGGUCCUUCGGCAUCAUCUCCUCAUCCUCGUCCAACUCCCUGGGGCCAGACGACGACACAAACAAGAGGAUGAUGCAUUUCUACAGGUCCAAAGAGGAUCUGGUGAAAGACCUGGUGUUCCAGGCAACCCUGUACAGUGACCUCCCUCACCUGGCCUCCGACCUGCCCUAUUUCCCCCCUGAGGAGGAGGAUGAGGAGUUUGAGGAUGGCAUACACCUGGUUGUCUGUGUCCACGGCCUUGAUGGGAACAGUGCAGACCUUCGCCUGGUGAAGACCUUCAUAGAGCUGGGUUUACCAGGGUCCAGACUGGACUUCCUCAUGUCUGAGAGGAACCAGACGGACACGUUUGCAGAUUUUGACACCAUGACGGACAGGCUAAUAGACGAGAUCAUCCAGCACAUUCAGCUGUACAACCUCACCGUCGGACGAAUAAGUUUCAUCGGUCACUCUUUGGGGAACGUGAUUAUCCGGUCGGUGCUGACAAGGCCUCGGUUCCGCUGCUACCUGGUCAAGCUGCACACCUUCCUGUCUCUGUCUGGACCACACCUGGGAACGCUGUACAACAACAGCACGCUGGUCAGCACAGGUCUGUGGCUGAUGCAGAAGCUGAAGAAAUCUGGAUCGUUGCUGCAGCUCACCUGCAGAGAUCACACCGAUCCUCGGAAAACCUUCCUCUAUCUUCUCAGUCAGAAACCAGGGCUCCAGUUCUUCAAGAAUGUGGUGUUGGUGGCAUCGCCUCAGGACCGAUAUGUUCCCUUCCACUCUGCAAGGAUAGAGAUGUGCAGGACUGCACUCAAAGACAGGACCACAGGUCCAGUGUACACAGAGAUGAUCAACAACCUACUCCAGCCGUUGGUGGGGGCUAAGGACUGUUGUCUGAUUCGCCAGAAUGUGUUCCACGCCCUGCCCAACACCGCCAACACUCUGAUUGGCCGAGCCGCUCAUAUCGCUGUGCUCGACUCUGAACUCUUCUUGGAGAAGUUCUUCCUGGUCGCAGGGCUCAACUACUUCAAAUAGAACUUAAAACUACUUCAAAUAGUACUUCAAACUACUUUAAAGGGAUACGUCAGGAUUUUCGACAAUGAAGCCCUUUAGCUAUUUCCCCAGAGUUAGAUGAAUUUGUGGAUUCCAUUUUUAGGUCUCUGUUUGCAGUUUGAAGGAAGUUGCUAACUAGCAGGAGCGCAAUUGCAAACUAGCGUUAGGGCAAUGACUGGAAGUAUAUGGAAACUGCUAGCCUGCUAGUUGAUACAGCAGACUUCCAGUCAAUGGGCUGACUCUAGUUAGCAUUGGCUCGCAAAACUACCUCUGACUUCCUUCAUACUGGAUGCAUUGACAUAAAAAUG
This is a messenger RNA of Oncorhynchus tshawytscha (Chinook salmon), 5286 nucleotides long. Its product is annotated as protein FAM135B-like. The transcript has 20 exons. The coding region runs from base 446 to 4960 and encodes 1504 amino acids. Lineage: Eukaryota; Metazoa; Chordata; Actinopteri; Salmoniformes; Salmonidae. The record is from RefSeq and is a predicted model, not a curated record.